CUUAGAUCUCCAGAGUCCAGUUUAAGGGUGGGCGACUCUUGAUCUUGCUGAUCUGGAAAAGGGGCUUGAGGGGUGCAAAGGUUGGGAGCUAAAGCGCAGGAAAGGAGAGAACAGCGGAGACGGAAAGAAAAGAAGCUGGGGAGAACCCUCUUGAGCAGUUAAGGAGGAGGAUUCAAUCACAGAAAACCGGGCGAGAGCGCAAAAGUUGCUGAACACCAAGUAAAGCCAGCGGUGCGAUCUGCAGGGCUGGGUCUUCCAGCACCUUGGGUCACGCCUCCUUGGCGAGAAGGCGUCUGGCCUUUGAUUGCUUCCAGGGACUGCAGAACUUCCUGCCCGCCACAGAAGCGGGUCUCGCUAGGGUCGCGUUUGCUCUCGGCUGGAGGCUUGAGACUGAGUUCUAAGAGUCCCGGGUGUCUGAUCCGGGAAAGGUUGGGAAAAUCGUGUCUGUGUGGAGCCCACGCGCCCCACGUGAGGGGUAGAGUGUCGGCGUCCUCCUCUCCUGGCAUUCACAUCUUUCCGGCUCCACCCCACUCCGGGAACCCCUCACCCGGAGAUGGCCGCGCUGAUGCGGGGCAAGGAUUCAUCCCGCUACCUACUCCUACUGGCCGCGGUGCUGAUGGUGGAGAGCUCACAGCUAGGCAGCUCGCGGGCCAAACUCAACUCCAUCAAGUCCUCUCUAGGAGGGGAGACUCCUGCUCAGGCUGCCAAUCGAUCUGCGGGCAUGAACCAAGGACUGGCAUUCGGCGGCAGUAAGAAGGGCAAAAGCCUGGGGCAGGUAGGAAACCCCCCCAAACACACUCUUCAGCCAGGAGAGGCCUACCCUUGCAGCAGUGACAAGGAAUGCGAAAUUGGAAGAUACUGUCACAGUCCCCAUCAAGGAUCGUCAGCCUGCAUGGUCUGUCGGAGGAAAAAGAAGCGAUGCCAUAGAGAUGGCAUGUGUUGCCCUGGUACCCGCUGCAACAAUGGCAUCUGCAUCCCAGUCACUGAGAGUAUCCUGACCCCUCACAUCCCAGCUCUAGAUGGCACUCGGCAUAGAGAUCGCAACCACGGUCACUAUUCCAACCAUGACCUGGGAUGGCAGAAUUUAGGAAGGCCACAUACCAAGAUGCCUCAUAUAAAAGGACAUGAAGGUGACCCCUGCCUGAGAUCAUCAGACUGCGUGGAUGGAUUUUGCUGUGCUCGUCACUUCUGGACCAAAAUCUGCAAACCGGUGCUCCAUCAGGGGGAAGUGUGUACCAAACAACGCAAGAAGGGUUCCCAUGGGCUGGAGAUUUUCCAGAGGUGUGACUGUGCAAAGGGCCUGUCCUGCAAAGUGUGGAAAGAUGCCACCUACUCCUCCAAAGCCAGACUCCACGUGUGCCAGAAGAUCUGAUAAGCACUGGGAGAGAGAUCGCUAGCAGACUGUGAAUUUGUGUAUUUAAUGCAUUAUGGCAUGAUGGGAAGUCGAGUUCCGGAUGCAGAAGAAUG
Molecule: messenger RNA, 1467 nt
Organism: Acomys russatus (golden spiny mouse)
Lineage: Eukaryota; Metazoa; Chordata; Mammalia; Rodentia; Muridae
Gene: Dkk2
Product: dickkopf WNT signaling pathway inhibitor 2
Exons: 4
Coding region: 554-1372 (272 amino acids)
Biological process (GO): multicellular organism development; negative regulation of canonical Wnt signaling pathway
Cellular component (GO): extracellular region
Molecular function (GO): receptor antagonist activity; co-receptor binding
Source: RefSeq, a predicted model, not a curated record